ACUAUGGACAAUUUAAAUGAUCCUGAUAAAAUAACAAAAAAAAAGCUACAAAAAAAAAAAGCUAAAAAAUUAUUACACGAUUCCAAACCAUGGAGUGUCGAACAAAAAAAAAGAUUAUUAAGUGCAAUGAUGAAACAUGGUUGUUCCAAUUACAAAGCAAUUGCUAAAGAAUUUUCUGAAUUUACAAAAACAACUGUUAAAAAUAUGAUUUUAUUGAUGAUCAAAAAAGCUGAAACAGAACAAUAUAGCUAUUCUAUAAGAGAUUGGAAAAAUGUAAAGUUGUAUUCAAACAAAAAACCAAUAAUCACCAAAGCAUUAAAAUACAUAUCUCUUUUUGAAAAACAUCCAUCAACAGAUAAAUGUGCUGGUUGUGAUUUUCAGGCUCUUUAUAAUUGUUUAUCAAAUGCAACAGUUGGUAGACAAGUUCUUCAAUCAUCAGCAAUGACACAUGAAACACUUUGGCAUGUUGUUGAUAGUGUCAAAAGAGAAGUACUCUCCAUUGAAAAUCAAAUAGAAAUUGAUCAAUAUGUCAGUCUUGAUAUUGACAAAAUACACAAUGAUAAAUAUUUACAAAAAACUUAUUGAAAAAUUUUAAUACCAUUUAAUUUAUUCAAUUAAUUUACAAUUA
Molecule: messenger RNA, 628 nt
Organism: Aphidius gifuensis
Lineage: Eukaryota; Metazoa; Arthropoda; Insecta; Hymenoptera; Braconidae
Exons: 2
Coding region: 4-585 (193 amino acids)
Source: RefSeq, a predicted model, not a curated record